AUGGCCGCGAGCGAACGCACCGAUCCGCUCACGAACGAAGCGCCCGACGGACCCCGCCUGACCCGCUUCGACUGGGACAAGAUCGCCGCGGAGGAGGCGGCCAAGUUGGAGCUCGAGGAGCGCGAGGAGGCGGAGGCUGCGAAGAGGACGAAGGGGGCGGAUGCUUCGAGUCGCGACGCGCCCAGGUCCGCGGCGGAGGCGGAGGAGCGCCGCAAGCGCGAGGCGCUGCGUGAGGCGAAGAACGCGUGGCUCGAGAGGGACGCCGCAGAUCUCGCCGCCAAGCUCGUCGUCGGCGAGGGCGAGCGCGGCGCCAAGCCGCGCACGAUCUCAUCCGCAGAUCUCGGCGAUGGCAAGAACGCGGUGCACGUCAAGGGCGCCACCGACUGCGUCUUCGUGAUCGAUUCAUCCGUGCGAUGCGCCAAGAUUUUCGUCGAGGACUGCGUUCGAUGCGAGGUGAGGGUCGCCGCGGUCGUCGUGACGCAGCACGCGGAGAUCUGGGGAUGCGUCGACUGCACGAUCGACGUCACAACACAGCUGGCGACGAUCCAGGCGGAUGGGUGCGUGGGACUCCGCGUUCGCUACGCCGAGCUCGCGCACUUCGGAGCCAUCGUCCACGCCACGUGGACCUGGUGGCGGCGCAAGCCGACGCCGACGCCGCGCACGACGCCUUGA
Micromonas commoda is the source of this 672-nucleotide messenger RNA. RefSeq lists its product with no specific name. The record is from RefSeq and is a predicted model, not a curated record. The transcript is spliced from 2 exons. Bases 1 to 672 code for a protein of 223 amino acids. Lineage: Eukaryota; Viridiplantae; Chlorophyta; Mamiellophyceae; Mamiellales; Mamiellaceae.